AUGGGGCGUUCCCUCGACGCUGAGGACCCGUUGACCCUCGCAAUCGCGCCGCCGCCGAAUGAGACCGUCGAGGAGCGCGAGAGGAGAUUGCGAGAUGAGGAGGAGGCACGCAAGGUUAGUGACCGCAUUGACGAGCAGAUCAAGGCCGAAAGAGCGGCUUUGAAGAAGAAGAGGCCAGUCAAAGUGCUGCUUCUUGGUCAGAGCGAGAGCGGCAAAUCCACGACGCUGAAGAAUUUCCGCCUAACGUAUUCCGCUGACGCGUGGGCGGAGGAACGCGCAUCGUGGCGCGCGGUCGUCCAGCUGAAUCUCGUCCGCAAUGUCAACAUGAUCCUCGAUAUGGUCGCCGAGGAGAUGUCGGCUCCAUCCAGGUCUGCUCAACCCGACUCGGACGUCAGCGACGACGAGGACGCAGUGGCGUCUCCAGCUGCAGUCACGGAACCCCCUCUACGAUUUACGAACAGGCAUGCCCUUCUGAGGCUCCAGCUCGCUCCUCUUUCUCGCCUGCAGAAGGACCUCGAAUAUGUCAUUGGCGCAGCUUCGGGUGAGCCCGCGUCGUUGAACAACUUGGAGGGCCCCGUCCUGCCCGUGGGAGCCCGCGGGCGCCAUAAACAGGAAUUCUUUAUCCGUUCACACAAAUCAUGGAACAGUCAGGGUGAGGCCGACUCGACGAUCCCUCGCAAGUAUAAGGAGGCGCAGGCGCGCGAAACCAAGGAGAUUAUCGCGUCCUGUGCAGAGGACAUGAGCGCCAUCUGGGAGGAUCCCAUAGUCCAGGAAAUGCUUGCGCGCCGGAGAAUCAAUAUGGAAGCCACGCCAGGCUUCUUCCUGAACGACCUCGAUCGGAUAGCCGCGCGUGAUUAUCAGCCGUCGGACGAUGACGUCGUACGCGCGCGACUGCGCACACUCGGCGUGCAAGAGUACAACAUCAGAUUUGAGACAGGCCCCGCGGCCGGUUCGGAGUGGUGUCUGUACGACGUCGGCGGCUCUCGUACGCAGCGGCAUGCGUGGUUCCCGUACUUUGACGACUGCGACGCGAUCAUCUUCCUCGCCCCGAUCAACUGCUUUGACGAGCGUCUUACUGAAGAUCGGCACGUGAACCGACUCGAGGACAGCUUUAUGCUCUGGAAGGCGAUUUGCUCAUCGAAGCUCCUCGCGAAGACGCAGAUGGUGCUCUUUCUCAACAAAUGCGACCUCCUCGAGCAGAAGCUGCGAGCCGGCGUCAAGGUUAGCGAGUACGUUCGCAGCUACGGCGACAGAGCGAAUGACGUUCAGACCGUCAGCAAAUACUUCGCGCAGCAUUUCAAGGAGAUAUUCAGGCGCAAUUCGCCCGAGCCGCGGCAGUUCAAGGUGCACAUGACAUCCGUCAUCGACACUCGUGCGACGGCGGUCACACUCGGCAUCGUUGAAGAAGGCAUCCUGCGCGCGUAUCUGGAGCGCGUCGACCUCAUAUGA
This is a messenger RNA of Sparassis crispa, 1449 nucleotides long. Its product is annotated as heterotrimeric G-protein alpha subunit. Gene Ontology annotation, cellular component: heterotrimeric G-protein complex. Bases 1 to 1449 code for a protein of 482 amino acids. The transcript has 7 exons. Lineage: Eukaryota; Fungi; Basidiomycota; Agaricomycetes; Polyporales; Sparassidaceae. Gene Ontology annotation, biological process: adenylate cyclase-modulating G protein-coupled receptor signaling pathway. The record is from RefSeq and is a predicted model, not a curated record. Gene Ontology annotation, molecular function: guanyl nucleotide binding; G-protein beta/gamma-subunit complex binding; G protein-coupled receptor binding.